Porites lobata is the source of this 7108-nucleotide messenger RNA. The record is from the annotation of a GenBank genome assembly. Lineage: Eukaryota; Metazoa; Cnidaria; Anthozoa; Scleractinia; Poritidae.
AAUUACGACUGCCUUUAGAGAUGUAAGCCAUAGUAAAGCCACAAAACGACUUCAGUGAACACUAGGCAAAAUGGCAAAGGGGCGAAAAUUUGUUCCAUCGAAGGAAAAAGAAGGAACCUGGGUAAGUUUAUUGCUGAAGACUUAAAAUGAACAUCGCAUCACACAGCCGCCGGGCAUGGUUCAUCAGAUGAAUGACUUUUAAGUUAGAAAAUAUAGCUUGACUCACUUUGAUAGAUAAGGACAAGUUACUUUUUUAGCAAGUGGCUAUGAGCUCUGGAUCAGUGUGAAGAAAGAUUUAAGAAGUAAUGCUGAGCAAAAUAUUUUGGCGCAUUUAUUUUGUGAAACCGGCGAAGAAGCCUUUGUGAGACUCUUCUGUGUGAUACCCUAAACGUGAAUUAACAUGGUCGAUGUUUGCCAACUUCUUACAGUGAUAAUCAGCGGGAGAAGUGACUUUUCUGCAUAGGUUGGAAAAACAUAUGUUUCUUAAAGCAUUAUAGUUUUUCUUGAAUCAGUCCAAGUAACGAUUUGCAUACUAAUUCAAAGUUUAAUUACGAAAACAAAAUCCUGUUCAGCCGUCAAAUUAUUGAAACAAAAGUCAGCCAAAAGUUUUUGUUUUUUAAAAAUGCAGGGAACACAAUGCGUACAAUAGGGCAGAUGUUUUGUCUUAAACUAACAAAAACAGCUUAAACAAACUAAAAGCAUAUGUUCAAGUCUCCAGUACAAAAAAUGGCAAAGAGUUAGGUUUAAAUGAACAUAUUUAUUUAUUUUCUUCUUUCUUAACUUUGGCCACGGGGGAAAAAAGAGAUUCACUCGACACCCAGAAUUUAACUAAGAAAAAUGCGGGAUGACUGCUUUCGUUUACAAAGAAUGGAUGUCUGGAACUUCAAUAACAGAGUACCCUGUCUCGAAAAAUCGGCCGUCGGUUUUACUAGAUAUGGUUUGGUAUGGACAAAAUUGAUGUCUUUAAACCUAAAACGUUGCAAAGGAAUUCCUAAAAUGAAGUCUGACGAAUUUCAAGUAACUGAAUCAAUGGGUCAGUAUACCGCUUAUGAGUUACUGACUGGCUCAACUAUAGUGACGUUAGUUCAUUUUAAAACUAAACCGCUCCUUUGAACUGACAUGCUAGAUGACACUAUAUUUCCGUUGAUUCCAUUUUUAGAGACUCUCCUAGCCAGAAAAUAAUUAACAAUUAUUCCUCGAGCCCGAAUGGGCUCUGAGAAAAUAGCCCAUGAGGCUGAAGGCCUCAUGGGCUAUUGACUCAGAGGCUAUGAGUAAAAUCCAACUAGUUGGUCAAAAAUAUCGAGACAAAACAACUUUAGUUAGCAAAACGCGAUUCAGUUGUCAUUGUUUUGGUUUACAAAGCCGGCGCUUUUCGCUACUAAUGGUUAUAACAUAUAGCCUAGUAGUAGCUCAACCGAUCAGAAAGCAGCAUUGAUAAUAGACCACUAGUUGGAUUUUACUAAAGAGAUAUAGCCUGAGAAAACAGCCCACAUUUGGCGACGCUAACACUGGUUUUCCCCGCAAGGAAACCAGUGGUAACGUCGCCAAAUGUCGGCUGUUUUCUCAGGCUAAAAGAGGUAGGGAUUAAACGAGUUAAAACAUAAAAGAGUAGGUGGAAAACUAUUCUUUGGUGCUUUUAAAGAAACUCCAGAAACGAAAAAAUUUUUUUUGGUAAAUCUUCAAUGAUAGGCCAAAGGAAUUUAACACUAUCGCAUUUGAACCCUCUCAGAGAAUUUUCGCGCGGCGCGGAAAUUGGACCGCACUGCUUCGUGUGAACAGCGUUUUACUCUCUUUACUCUUACUCCUUUCAGCACUCUGAUCAAAUAGGGCUCUAGCUUUCUUGAUAUAAAGAGGUUGACUAGUUUCUAGGCUAAACUAUUUUUCGCGCUCGGAAGUGAAAUGCUCGCUGUUCAAUUUUUUCUGCUCACAUCUGUUUGCGUCGUCCGUACGAUCUGAACGCCUGGAACAGGCCAAGGCUCUUGCGGCUACACCCCGUCAUUCUCGUGGUGACACGAAACGCUCCAGCCAUGGCAUGGCAUUACGUUAAGAGAUAGUAAACGUGGCAUAAAGCCCAUAUGCGAAAGUUGCCAAUUUUUCUCCGCGGCAAGUGCUUUUUGGUUCACGUGUUCUGAACGAGCCAUAUCCGCUCGUCUCGGAUGGUCUCGGAUAGGUAACCGAAAUGCAUUGACCGGGAAGGCCUGUGAAGACGCCGUACUAGGAAAACUCGAACGCACAAGUUUGCAACAGCCUUACCCAGACAUACUUUUUAUGUAGAGCAUGUUAUCCUUCUGCAAACUCUAGAAAUUGUUGUUAACUUUAUUGCAUUGCAGUUUUGCACACGUGGCUGGCCUAGGAGGCUUGAUGACAAGAAACCGUCAGAAAAACACGUAGCUUCGCCACCUAAGCGAUUUGAAGCAAAACACGAGGUAUAUAAAAACAGUAACUGGUAGAAGAAGGGCUGCACUGACACAAUAACCAGCUUAAAAAGUAGAAAUGUCCGAAUCAGUUUUCCAGUUAAGAGGAAGAAUGAAACCUACUUCAAAUACGGUUCACGUACUUACCAGAAAUACGUGAAUAGCAGGACCUCGCAGAGCACUAGGGGGAAGCGGCAACAAGUUGGAAGGAAGGGAAACUGAGGGCAGUAGGGAAGAAAAUUUAUGAAUUAUAAAAAACGUUUUGCUAUAUAAAGGAACAAAACAAACCUACAAUAACUAAAAAAACUAAACGAAAAGAAAAAAAGUAAAGGAGAGAAAAACAAAAACAUGUUUCGCCCGCAUCGAACUCACGACUUCCUACGCGCCGGGCCAUUUUUGUUUUGUUUUGUUUUUAAUUUCUAAAGUGCUCAAUAUAAGCUUUAUUAUAUACAAAUAUGGUAAAUUAUACUAGAGCUGUGUUCUUUUACAUGAGGUUCUAUUCGUUCAAAGCGUUAAAAGUGUUCUUUAGAGUAAUUCGAGGUAUAUUAUGGUUCGCAAACAGGAGGGGCACCCAACAGAAAAUUUUGAGAAAAAGACCUUAAAACAACAACAAAGCAUGAAUAAAGCUUUCUGAAGCCAUUUUAAGCAUUUUGGGAGAUUGCUGGAAAAAAUUUAUCUGUUCCUCACUCCGAACAAGACUAUUGGAAGAGUUCCCAGCCAGCAAGGUGCACCUACAACCUGCAACCUGACUUACUGGGAAGUUUCACGGGCAGACGGAUGUCCGGUUUGAGUGUGGUCAUAGGGCAAAAUUCAGCCCUCCAGUAGGGGGAAGGAGGGUCGAUAGGAAAUUGGUUGUCGCUUAAGGGCAAAAUUUCCCCCUUCAUUGGGGGCAGAGGUUUCUAUCACAUACCCGCUUUUCUAGACUCUAGACAUCAAAUCCCCUCAAACACCUUGGAUUGUCUAUUUCCCAGCAAUAAUUUCCUUCCAAGGACAUAUUAUUUUUUCCAAAUUUCCCAGCCAGCAAAAAAUUGGCUGAAGAACAAAUAUUUUGAGGAACAAAUCCAAUGGGUGCCCCUGCGCAGACUUAGAAGGUUACAGUGUAAAGACAAGUACUCCUUUAGUGAAUUUGGCAAAGGCCUCGCCUAUGCACCAGUCGGAAGGGAAAGUAGUACAUGGUGUGCCGGAGUUUGGCAAGUUUGAAUUGAUAUGUGAUGUGCGCCUGAACAGCGGAUUUAAAAAUAAUCAUAGGGUUAGUGAUAUCGUAGGCGAUAUUCGGAAGCGGAUUUGUAAAUUGCAUAACGAGCUAACGUCAUGGCCCAGUUUAGUACUGAUACAGUGCAGCUACUUAGCUGAUCGUUCUUGGCUCUUAUAUAGCCAAAGAGCUGUGGAUGGGGAGUGACUGGAGCUUGGUUUUGACUGAUUUCAUUGAUCUAUGUAGCAAUAGCGGUCCAGAAAAAACGUAGAUUAGGGCAGUCAAGAAGAAGGUGUUCAAUUAUUUCAAUUUUUCCACAAUGUGGGCAAUUUUCCAUGUAAUGUCGCAGUGUUUAUUGUGUAAGAGAGGGGUUUAGAUCCAGACGUUAGUGUUAAAGGCCGGUUGAGGGCGAGGAGCGGUUGUCAGUGUUGUAGCUCUGAAACAGUGGGCGGCGACAGAUGUAUAGGAGAUCCAGAUAAAUAGGGCAGGUGUUGUAGCGGUCGAGGUUAAGCCCGCGAUGUAUAGUUGGGCGGUUGCUGGAGUGGAGAAUUGGAGGUUAGGCGUGUUGUUGACAGGAGCGGUGUGGAGAAGAAUAAGAUAUUUCCACGGCUGAGGUAGAGCUUACAAGAUCUGUUGGAAUUCAUAAUUGUGUAGUGCGACCUAGUAGGUGAGGGUCUGUGUCUUCAGAGUUGUAUAGCCGCGUAGAUUACCGGGGGUGGUAAGAUUCUAGGGAUAGCCGAAUAUAGCUAGGGAUCCGCAGCCCCCGAAUAUUAGCGACUUCCCACCACCAUUUCGGCCUGGAACAGGUCCGCACAAUGAACUUUCUCUAAGAGGUAUAUUUUAUGUCACUUCUGAAUGUCGCCGUGUUGCCAUUCUGACAUGAAUGAGUGAAUGACGUUGCCAUCCUCGUGGGAGUCCCGGGCGUUGCAAAUUCCGACAAAAUUAUAAACUCGCUUUCACGAGGAAACAACACGGCGACAAAACAAAGAAAUACUUUAAUGGUGAAUGUAAUGAUAAAAUAUACCUCUUAGAGAAAGUUCAUUUAAUAUGACAAGGGGGUUGGGGAUGAAGAUAUUGUGGGGGGGCUCUGAAAAUUUUUAGACACCCGAAGGGGGAGCUCUGAAAAAAUUGUUGCGCUAGGAGGGGGGGGGGGCUCCGAAAAUUUGUAUACUUCAAAACCAACACAUGACAUCAUACAGAUCGGAUGGUUUUCAGCUCAACAAUUUAAUGACCUGUGCAACUCAGCUAUAUCACGUGGUUUACAGAUAUAACAAAUGUAGGGCGCUUUCCAUUUAGUCAAAAUUUCCGGAAUUUCCGGUUCGGCGGUAAAUGGAACACGUUUCGUCGGUUCGUCGCACUGGAAAAUUCCCAGAAAAAGUGGAAAAUCUAAAAAGGUGGUCCCGUUUUCCCGGUUGGAAAUUCCGAACGGAAUGUCGUGUUCCAUUUACGUUUCUCGUAGAUUUGUACCAGUUCCAGGUCCACGGUCGGGCACCGCCACGUACCGGGGUCUUAGACCAAAUGGAACAACUUUUUACCAAUCGGAAAUUCCACUUUUGCUACCACCGAAAUUUCCGGGUUUUUUUCUUAAAUGGAAAGCGCCCGUAAUCUCAGUAAUUAUUACACUCUUGUUCAUCCUUAAAAUGCUUUAGAAAAUUGUAUCACAACUGUAUCUCAAGUUUGUCAUAGUAUAAACCACUGAAGACAAUAACGGUAAAUAUAUUUAAUACAGUCUAGCGAUCUUUUUUCAGGGGAGCAAAGGAAUUGAGGGGGGUGGGGGGGGCUCUGAAAUUUUUUCGACUACCAAGGAGGGGGCUCCUAAAAAAUUGAACCGCUAGCGAAGGGGGGCUGCUAAAAUUUCAAGCUUCGAGUUUCAAUAUCUUCAUCCCCCCUUGUCAUAUUAAAUGAACUUUCCCUUACUCCACAGGUUCCAUUCAAGAGAUUCUCGUUUUCAACCCACGACAAUAGGCACACAUUUCAAGACCAAGGAGAGUAUUUUGGAAAUGUAAGUACAGCCGAGUACUAGGUGAAAUACGCAGCGGUACGUUUCGCUAAACUAGCGUCAACCAGUUCUAUAGCUUGCUCAGGAUGGCUAAAUAUGUGGUAUGAGUUUGAUGUUUGCUUCUCUCUCUUGCUCCGAGAGGUUUUUCUCCAGGUACUCCGGCUUUCUCCUCUCCUCAAAAACCAACACUCGAUCUGUAAACGAGUUCUUAACAUGGCUGCGUCACAGUUGUACAGUUCAUUUUGUUAAUAUUACUACGCUUCCUUAUGAGCUAUGAAACUUAACGUAAACGAAGAUCAGAAACUACUUGCAAACGACACCAUCACAGCUGCUUGCCCAACAGACAUACUUCCCAAUUAUACCAACGUUACUAACAACAAAAAUGAACUUUCAAAAACGGUUAGACUUGAACUGACAAGUUUUUAAAAACCUACAGUUUCAAUCCGUUUUAAUUAUCUUCAAGUUUGUUCAUCUGGGCCUACUUUUGUCUUUGCUGUGUUAUUUAAAACUUCUUUUAUUCAUUUUCUUUUGAGCGAUUAUUUUUCAACUACUGUUAUAGAAUUUUGUUAAAAUUUGUGUCACAGCUUGGUGCUUACGGUGCAACUGAAAUUUUUUCAAAAAUUUUCUCGUCAAAUUAAUUGAAAAUCUCAGUAAAUCUUAUUUGGUUGUUUGUUUAGUAUGCCUGAUGUCUGUACUUUAUGAAAUUUUUUUCAGGGUCUUGGCCGACGAACGUUUCCUGACCGUUGUCAGCACUACUCUAACAACCUGAUCACAUGGAAUUUACCUAACGACGCCCGAUCGUGCUACAUGGCCUCAUAUCAGGGUCCCCUAGGGGCAGAUAACAGCCAGUAUAGACGAUUCCCUAGGGUUCACCCAGACGCUAAGCCUGGAUCAGCUCCGUUAGAAACAACAACGACCAAAUGGUUUCAGCGACCGGAUGUUCCUUACAAGACACCUCUACACGUCCUUGCCAUCACGCAAGAGCCCUUCUUGUCUCCAAACAAAUGGGCGUAUUCGUACAGGCCAAUAUGGUACUAGACGAACUGACAUUUAUUGCUUCCUUUGAAUAUUUAUAAGGAUUAAAGUUGCGAUUUUCAGUGGCUCUGUUUUUGUGAAGGGAAAAAUAUUUCAAUUUAGCUACAAAUUCUUGGCUUGGAUGAGAGGAGUCUCGUGAUUUAUCUAGAUCUUCGAUCUUGUUUUAGUCUUUUUUCCAAGUGUGUGUGUAAUUUUUACAAAGAAAAUGUUUUAUAUAUUUAAUAGGAUAUGCCACUAUCGCCCAAUCAAACAAGAAACCAGGUCAGAAUUUGAACAAGAAACGUUUGAAGUUAUUUAUAAGUUUUUAAAGCUGUUUCAUUUUUUGUGAAUACCACCGUUAAAAAUAAUAAAAAGAAACGAAAUAAAAAAGUCAAAAUAAUUUUUAGGAAGUUUACUUUUGAGUCCUUCAUGAAUGAGCGGUGCACUGAGCCCCAGUUUAAGGCCUCUAUCCAAAGACAUUGAUCAAAC